GGGCUGAGUUCGUUCGAAACUAUGGGAGCCCAGAGGGGAGCGUCGGCGGACAUUAAAGAGAAAACCGAUUUUUAUUAAAACAGAUCGAUGUAAACUACACAUUCGAGUUAAUCGAUAAAAUCGAUUUAUCGCCCAGCCCUAAUAGUGUCGCAUUACGGGAGGCUGCAAAAACUUUUCCAAAACUUUUUUUGCUCAUCUCAAAGGGUUUAAUUUCUUAUCGCACCUUGAAUCGAUUACUAAUUUAUCAUAAUACAUUUCAAACAAAAAGAAAAAAAAAUGCAUGAUUUUGUUAACGCAUAACGUCAACAAUAAAAGUCCGACCAUAAAUUGUGUAUUUUUGCUGGACCUGGCAACCUCGAUGAACGUCAACUGAGCAUGCGCAUCAUAAAGGCCGCUAAAAUUAACAGGCUAGGUUCUGAUCAUAUAAAAAUGCAUCAUUUUAAGUAGGCAGUGCGGCCUUCUCCUCCUCGGUGGGUAUUUGAGCUGUUGGCGGCUCAGAGCGCCGUAACGCUGCAAGAUACUGCGCUGAGGUUCUGCCACACGACUCUUCCGUAAUAGAUAAAUAAUAAAUAAAACAGCCACGUCUUUCUUUUAUAUCUAAAACUCAUUUAUAAGCUUUGUUGUCUGUCUGUAAACGGCUAGCCAGAGUCGGACCACAUUUGCUUCCUCUCCGUGCUGUGUGUUUUCCUACUCUGAAUAGUUGAGCGAUGGAAACUCCACAAGUUACUGUCAUGCCUGUUACAGGGGGCACAAUUAAUAUGAUGGAGUAUUUGUUACAAGGCAGUGUACUGGACCAGUCCUUGGACAGUCUCCUCCAUCGGCUUAGAGGUUUAUGUGACAAUAUCGAGCCAGAAAGCUUUGCUGAUCAUGAGCUUGUCUACCUUCUAAAAGGUCAGCAGGGAAAUCCAUUCAUUUUAAGAGCCAGACGGUCGCUUGCUCACCCCACUGCUCCAUGGCAUCUACGCUACCUCGGGCAGCCAGAGGUGGGCGAUAAGAGUCGUCAUGCCUUGGUACGGAACUGUGUGGACGUCGCAGCCUCGCACAGCCUUCCUGACUUCCUCAAUGAGAUGGGCUUCCGAAUGGAUCACGAGUUUGUGGCUAAAGGUCAUAUUUUCCGCAGAGGGGCUCUCAAGGUGGUUGUGAGCAAACUGUCUCGAGUGCUUGUGCCGGGCAACACAGACAACACUGAACCUCUGUCUCUGUCUUACCUAGUGGAACUUAGUGUGUUGGCACCAGCAGGACAGGACACGGUGUCUGAAGACAUGCGUAGCUUUGCUGAACAGCUUAAACCACUGGUUCACUUGGAGAAAAUUGACCCCAAGCGACUCAUGUAAAAGCCGCCCUGGCUGUACUGACUGAAGUGGAAACAGAAUUAUUUGGAAGAAGGUGGCAUCAACCUGAAACAUCAAACCGUGAAAUUAAUGCAAAUGUGUUGAAUUUGCAGCUGAAUCAUUUAUUCAUGCCAGCAGAGCCCUGUUUUUAAAAAAUAUUUUGCUUUUCACAGAUAUAACAUUUGUUUUGUAUACCAGUGUCCUACUUAGUUUUGCCAGUGGUUGGACUACUAAAGAGUGUAAAUUUUCUUUUCCAUAAUAAUAAUAAUAAUAAUAAUUAAAAAAAAAAUCCUUA
Silurus meridionalis is the source of this 1626-nucleotide messenger RNA. It is a transcript of the gene med18, whose product is annotated as mediator of RNA polymerase II transcription, subunit 18 homolog (yeast). Gene Ontology annotation, biological process: regulation of transcription by RNA polymerase II; termination of RNA polymerase II transcription. Bases 708 to 1334 code for a protein of 208 amino acids. Gene Ontology annotation, molecular function: transcription coregulator activity. NCBI's taxonomy places the organism in Eukaryota, Metazoa, Chordata, Actinopteri, Siluriformes, Siluridae. Gene Ontology annotation, cellular component: core mediator complex; mediator complex. The record is from RefSeq and is a predicted model, not a curated record. The transcript has 3 exons.